Messenger RNA from Anguilla rostrata (American eel), 1369 nucleotides. RefSeq names its product endonuclease V-like. The record is from RefSeq and is a predicted model, not a curated record. The coding region runs from base 179 to 943 and encodes 254 amino acids. The transcript is spliced from 9 exons. Gene Ontology annotation, biological process: DNA repair. Gene Ontology annotation, molecular function: RNA endonuclease activity producing 5'-phosphomonoesters, hydrolytic mechanism; single-stranded RNA binding. Lineage: Eukaryota; Metazoa; Chordata; Actinopteri; Anguilliformes; Anguillidae. Gene Ontology annotation, cellular component: cytoplasm; nucleolus.
CCAAAGCUCAGGAGCACUGUCCACCCGGACCGUUUACAGCGGGAAACCGGAAGAAAACAAAUGAAAUGUUUCUGUUGCAAUAUUGCAGCAUGAUUUUUAGCCCAAUGAACUGCAUACUUACAUCGAUUAGUGAUUUAGACACAGGGGAGUUAGCCGAUCUCGCUGGAUAGUGAACGAAAUGUCAGCUGUUCCUCCGCAAAACCUGAUUGAUGAAUGGACAAGCGUGCAGGCCAGCCUGAAGCAGCAGCUGGUGGAAGGGGAUACCGAGGAGUGGCAGAGGGCUCCAGACUUCAAGGGGCUGGAGCGAGUGGGCGGAGUGGACCUGUCCUUCAUCAAGGGGGACGACGUCAAUGCCUGCGCCCAGCUGGUGGUGCUCAGCUUCCCGGAGCUGGAGCUGCUGUACGAGGACUGCCGGAUGGUGACCCUCAGCGCCCCCUACGUCGCCGGGUACCUGGCGUUUCGGGAGACGCCCUGCCUGCUGGAGGCCCUGCAGCGCCUGGAGAGGACGCAGCCCGCCCUGAUGCCCCAGGUGCUCUUUGUGGAUGGGAACGGGGUGUUCCACUACCGGGAGUUCGGGGUGGCCUGCCACCUGGGGGUGCUGUCCGGUCUGCCGUGCGUGGGCGUGGCCAAGAACCUGCUGCAGGUCCAGGGCGUCGUCAGGAGCGAGGAGCACCUGACCCAGAUCAGUGAGCUGAAGAAGGGCGGGGACUCCUUCCCCCUGAAGACUGCGUCAGGGAGAGUCCUGGGGGAGGCCCUGCGCAGCUCGGACGCCAGCACCAAGCCCGUCUACGUGUCGGUGGGUCACCGGAUCAGCCUGGACACGGCCGUGCGCCUGACCCAACGCUGCUGCCGGUACCGGGUCCCAGAGCCCAUCAGACAGGCAGACAUACGCUCGCGGGAGUACCUGCGCACCCACUGUCCAUCUGCGCACACCUGUGGAUAGAGGAGGCAGCACCGGUAAAGGGGGAGCAGUUCGGGCACGCGUGGGGCCUGUGCCCCUGACCCGCACCGAGCUACGGGGUGGGAAAGAGUCACCCGGGCAUCGGCUCCCCGAGUCCACGAACCCCGCGAACCCCGAAUAUCACUCUCUGCUGGUGCUGCUGGUGCAGACGUUCACAGUGGGAGGAACGGGAGCGGACGAGAAGAGGAAGAGCAGAAAGAAAAGAGUAGCGGGUUUCUCUCUGAACAGCCGGCUGAUUCGUUUUAGGAUCAGCCCCAGUUUCACAGCAUCUGUUCGCUGUUUGCUUUCAAGUUUAAAAUCUCAGUCCUUUUUUUUUUUUUUUUUUGAGCUUAUCAAAUUUUCAUGACAAUUCGCUUUGCAAGUGUAUAUGCACAUGUAAUACUUUUUUUAAAUAAAAAAACGUGUGAU